AUGUUGGAUCAGAGGUGGGAGCAAACCAAAUUGAGUGGUGAGGUGGGCAGACAAAUUAAGAGCUGGAGUCGGUUCAAGGGAAUCAGGUGUUGCCGCCGGGGAACGACGGCGGCGCCGCCGGCGGCCCUUCCUCCUGAUACUAAUUCUGGCUAUUUUAUUUCGACGGAGGAUCAACGGGAGCUUUAUGAAAGGCUUGGAUCCUUGUUAUUCAUUCUCGCCCAGCCGCCAACCAAUUUUGAUCUGAAGAUGAAGGAUGCCAUUUUUGACGUGAUACGUGAUGCCGGAGUCUUCAUUUGCUCACUGUACCAGACACACACGCAGGCACAGCUACAACAGGGGCUUCAGGAUUUGUUGAAAGCAAUCAGGCGGCUUAUAAUCCAGGCAGAGCAGCUCGGCGAUGAGAAAGGUGCACCAGAAGAACCAUUGUUCAACAACGUUCCAACCACUGCUCCCUUGUCUUUUGUUGAUUUUUUAGUGGAAAUGCUGACGGAUCUCACCAGUGGUGAAGCUGAAACGAAUUCAAGGGGACAUGCCCAAACUAUUAAAGAUGAACUUGUCUUCUUGAGAUCUUUCUUGGGAGACAUUGUGGAGUUGCGCCGUCAAAAUGAGCAACUCCAAGCCUUAUGGGAUCAUGUUUUGGAGCUGGUGUGGAGGAUAGAGCAUCUCUUCGACUACCUAGUGGUUGAAGACCUAUCGGAUUCUUUCCUUUCAUCCUUCGAUUCCAUCAUGAAAGACAUCGAGAAUGUUAAGAUGGAAAUCCAACUCCAGAAAUUAGAAACCCAAAUGGAGGGAGUAACAUUGAGUCAACAAUCUCAUGUGCCGCCAUCUCAGCAGCAGUCUCCCCAACUGAAAAAUGAGUUCGUCGGCUACCUUGAGGAGGCAAAAUCAGUUAAUAAUCGCCUCAUGAGAGGAUCAAAGAACCUACAGACUGUUCCCAUUGUGGGUAUGGCAGGACAAGGUAAGACUACGUUAGCUGCAAAGAUUUACAAUGAUCCUUCUGUUUCUCUCCAUUUUUCUGUUCGUGCGUAUUCGACCGUGUCACAGACAAUGGACAAAAACAGAAUUCUCCUAGAACUUUUAAGCCAAAUUGAUCCCAACAAAUUUUCUGGAUCAAUCACUUCUGAUCACGACUUAGUAGAGAAGGUGUGGCGCGGUUUAAAAGGACGGAGAUAUCUCAUCUUUUUAGAUGACGUAUGGGAAGUUGAAGCAUGGAGUAAUUUAAAAUUAGCUUUCCCUGAUGAUCAGACGGGAAGUAGAAUUAUGGUGACAAGUCGUCGACAUGAUGUUGUUCCCAACGAAGAACCUCACAUACUUAGACCAUUCACUGAAGAGGGCAUGGAGUUAUUACAAAGAAAAUUAUUUGGUGGGAGUUGUUGGCCCCCUGAAUUAACUGAUCUUGGGAUGAAAAUUGUCAAAACCUGUAAGGGAUUACCUCUAACAAUUCUUGUUGUAGGUGGAAUUUUAGCAAACACAGCACGAGAUGGUUGGGAGACGAUUCUUGGUAGUUUAAGAACAGGCAUGAUCUCAAGUGCAGAACAGUGCCGACACACGUUGGAGCUGAGCUACUGCUCCUUACCAGAGCAUUUGAGGCCUUGCUUUCUCUAUUUCGCAGCAUUUGCAGAAGACAGUGUGAGAGCAGAACAUGAACACUUUUGCUCUUUCCUUGGAGGCAACAAAAAGUUUUUGGGGCCAAAAAAUCCUAGGAGGCUAUGCAUUAACUUCAAUCCAAAGCAUCUCCCGAGGUCGAGCAAUUUCUUUUGCCACCUACGUUCUAUGCUGUCUAACUAUCGUAUCAGAGAGCAACAAGAUUUAUCAUACAUGUUUUACAUGGCCAAACUCUUAAGAGUUUUGGAUCUGGGGGAAAUAAAUUUGGGUGAUGUGUUUCCAAGUGAACUAGGAAUGCUUGUGCAGUUGGCCUUCCUGGCAAUUGAAGGCUCUAUGACGCACAUCCCACCAUCGAUAGGUAACCUCGCUAAUCUUGAAACUCUUAUUCUGAAUCAAUUAAGACAAGACAAGGCGCUCUCACUUCCAGCCACUUUUUGGAAUCUACAGAAAUUAAGGCAUCUUUCCAUAGGGGGUCCAGGUGGUAGUUUUCCUUCGGAAAAUCCUGACACAUCACCUAAUUUAUGUGAAUUGGAUAAACUUUCUGGUGUUGCUAUUCCUUUUCCGGGCGACAUGGAAGGCGUACUGAAAAAGUUUCCAAAUGUCCGUAAGCUGAAAUGCACCCUUUUGAUUUCUCCUGAAGAAACAGGAGAAUAUGUCAAGGUUGUGGUUCCAGAAUCUUUGAGCCAACUAGAAUCACUUGGUAUAUUACUGCCUUGCAUAGGUGAAAACCCGGAACCCAUAAAGUUUGAGUUUAGUUUCUCUGCAACAUUGAAGAAGUUGUCAUUGCUAUGCAUCUACUUGACUGCUAGCAGUCUUUCAACCAUUUCUAAACUUCCAGACCUUGAAGUCCUCAAGUUUACUCUUGUAAGCAUCCAAGGAAACAGGUGGGAAAUGGAAGGAGGAGAACUCUCCAAACUCAGAUUCUUGCAAUUGUCAUCAGUGGAUCUGCUCUCCUGGACUGCUACUGAGGAUCAAUUUGAAUGUCUUGAGAAGUUGGCAUUUCUGAGCUGCAGAUCUUUGGAAGAGUUGCCUUCCUGCCUCGAAAAUAUUCCAACUCUUGCGACGAUUCAGGUCGUAAAUUGUUCAAACACUGCAGUAGAGUUAGUGCAAAAUAUCAAGGAGGUACAAGAGGACAAUGGAAAUUCAGAGCUGAAGAUCAUUACUUCCUUGUUUGAUUGA
Molecule: messenger RNA, 2784 nt
Organism: Oldenlandia corymbosa var. corymbosa
Lineage: Eukaryota; Viridiplantae; Streptophyta; Magnoliopsida; Gentianales; Rubiaceae
Source: the annotation of a GenBank genome assembly